Capsicum annuum is the source of this 2634-nucleotide messenger RNA. RefSeq names its product transcription factor MYBC1. Gene Ontology annotation, cellular component: nucleus. Gene Ontology annotation, molecular function: DNA-binding transcription factor activity; DNA binding. Gene Ontology annotation, biological process: regulation of DNA-templated transcription. The record is from RefSeq and is a predicted model, not a curated record. The coding region runs from base 1391 to 2215 and encodes 274 amino acids. Lineage: Eukaryota; Viridiplantae; Streptophyta; Magnoliopsida; Solanales; Solanaceae. The transcript has a single exon.
CCCAUGCAAAUAAAACCAAAAUCACCAUAAUUGAAUUUGGAAAGUAAAGUUCAUUUGUCCCCUUAACAAAGCUUUUCUAGGAGGGAAAGAGAGAGAAGAGACCAAAAAGACAAAAGCCCCAUCUCAGAACAAAAAAAAAAUCUAAUCUUUCCAGUCUUUUUACACUAUCACAACCCCAUUUUUCAAAAAAUUCUCCUUUUUUAUUUUUUAUUUUUAUUCUACUUUGGUCUUCACUUCUUAUUAUUAUUAUCCCAUUAAUCUGAAUUUCCAAGUAGCAUAUAAAUUGACCAAGAAAAAGAUUCCAUAUCCUUUUCAAGUCUCUUUUACACUGUCAAUCACAACCCCAUUUUUCUUGAGAGUUUACACCUUUUUUCUUAUUCUGCCUUUAGGCCUUUGGUCUUCUGUUCAUUUUUGACAAUUGGUCCAUCAAUCUAAAGCACUUGACUCGAGUGUCUUUCGAAAACAGUAUCUCUGCUUCUAGAAUGAGACAAUAAUUAAGUUAUGUUUUACUUUUUUUUCGCGGACUUCACCUGUAAAAUUUCAAUGUUUAUGGUUGUUGUUAUAGUUGUAGUCCAUCAAUCUCAAUUUCCAAGAAACACACAAACUGACCCCAGGAAAAAAAAACCUUUAAACCCCUCUCAUAAAAGGUCUUUAUCUUUCAAGUUUUUAUCAAUUAGUCUUUCAAUCUGAAUUCUCAAAAAGAGACAAAUUUCCAAGAAAAUUUGCUACCCCAUAAAAUAAAAAUCUUAUCUUUUUGUGCUUUCAUCUUGGUUUUUAUCUCAAUUGUCAAUUGGUCCAUCAAUCUUGAAGUACCAAGAAGAACAACAAUGGAAACAAAAAAUUUGCACCUUUAUUUGCUCCUUGCUGACUCGAACCCACCAUCAUAGGGUAGAGGUAGAGGGUACUUUUCAUCCGAGCAACCCCAUCUCAUAAAAAUCUUGUCUUUUUAUGUUUGCAUCUUGGUUUUUAGCUCAAUUGUCAAAUGGUCCAUCAAUUUUGAAGUAACAAGAAGAACAUCAAUUUACCCAAAAAAAGUUGCACUUUUUUGUUCCCUUGGUGACUCUAGGGUACUUAUCAUCCGAGCAACCCGUAUCAUAAAAAUCUUAUUUUUUGUGUUUUCAUCUUGUUUUUUUUUAGUCCAAUUGUCAAUGAGUCCAUCAAUCUUGAAGCACCAAGAAGAACAGUAAUUUCCUCCAUUUGUGACUCGAAUCCACGACCAUAGAGUUGGAGGUGGAGGGUACUUACCAUCCGAGCAAAAAUACUGCGCUUUGUUUUGCUCCCUUGGUGACUCGAAUCCACGACACUAGUGUUGGAGGUGAAGGCUGCUUACUAUCCGAGCACCCCUCUUGUGUAACCAGGUGAUUGGAAAAUCCAAGACUUUGUUUAGGAAAUGAGGGAAGAAGAUUCCAAUUGGUUUGCUAAAUGGGAAGAAGAAUUACCAUCUCCAAAGGAACUGAUGCCUUUAUCCCAAACCUUAAUUACUCCUAGUUUAGCCAUAGCUUUUCAUAUUCAAAACCCCAAUACCCCAAAUCCCAGAAUGUCACCACUAGUUCAUACUCCUCCAUCAGCCGAGUUUGAGUCGAACUCGGCUGAGUUGGGUGGCAGGGCAGGUUCAUCAGGGGUUGGUGCUGAUGAACCUGCCCGAACCCCGAAAAGGGCUAGACUUGUGUGGACCCCACAGCUACACAAGAGGUUUGUGGAUGCAGUUGCACAAUUGGGGAUCAAGAAUGCUGUCCCAAAGACUAUAAUGCAGUUGAUGAGUGUAGAUGGCUUAACUCGCGAAAAUGUUGCUAGUCAUUUGCAAAAAUAUAGGCUUUAUUUGAAGCGUAUGCAGGGUUUUUCUAGUAGUAGUAUGUCCGGUGCAGGGGUGGAUCCCGCAACAGAUCAUCUGUUUGCGAGUUCACCCGUGCCUGCACAUUUUUUGCAUCCAGGGAGGGGAAAUUCUGAACAUUAUAUGCCAUUUGUGCCAGUGGCUGCAAUUGUUGGACAUGCUCCACAACUUCAGCAGCAGCAUAGGCAUUUGGGGUCAUCGCCAAACGGGCAAUUUGAGGUUCCAUUUUUGUCUCGCCAGUCGCAGCAGCAGCCGGUUCAGAGAAUGGGGACAUCUGUUCAUAGUAGUAGUCCAGUGUUGCCUUCUUAUGUAGAGGGGUUGGAAUCAGCUACAACUGCUAAUGGGAGAAAGGUUCUUACUUUGUUUCCAACUGGGGAUGAUUGAUAUUUAGAAGAGUUGAUUUCUCAGAUGGUCACUCGUAACAGUUAACUUAUCCUGUCAAUUUGGCUUGUGGAGUUGAUUUCUCAGAUGGUCACUCGUAACUGUUAACUUGUCUUGUCAAUUUGGCUUAUGGAGUUGAUUUCUCAGAUGGUCACUUGUAACAGUUAGCUUAUCCCGUCAAUUUGGCUUUUGGGGUUGAUUUCUCAGAUGGUCACUCGUAACAAUUAGCUUACCCCGUCAAUUUGGCUUAUGAGUAUUUCUAGAGACUGUUUUUGGAAUAAUACUUUAGUCUUUAAUUUCUAGAAACUUUUAUCUUGUAGAUGGCAUUUUCUGUUUUUAGUGACUCUCCAUAGAGUCAUUUCGGUUGGUACUUGUGUAAAACUGCGAAUACACUUUCAAGUCCAUUGCUGUUUUCAGUUCAA